This is a messenger RNA of Patella vulgata (common limpet), 396 nucleotides long. Its product is annotated as telomere repeats-binding bouquet formation protein 1-like. Bases 1 to 396 code for a protein of 131 amino acids. The transcript is spliced from 4 exons. The record is from RefSeq and is a predicted model, not a curated record. NCBI's taxonomy places the organism in Eukaryota, Metazoa, Mollusca, Gastropoda, Patellidae.
AUGACCGAUCUUGCAACACUUAUCAACAGCCGAACUUACAACAUUGUUCUUGAAUCCAGUACACUGACUUGUUCUUUCCAUCGACAUAUAAGGAAAUUAGAGAGAGAGUUCAUUAAAAACACAAAGUCACAUACAGCAGGAAGUAUACGUGUAUCCCCACCAGAAGUUAACGAGUCUAGUAGUGACGAAAUAUUAGCAUGGCGAUUAAGGAUGAAAAGGAACCAGGAAAGAAGGAACCGUGUUGAAUACACAGACCAAGAAAUAGAUAAUCUUAUAGAGGGCAUUGAAACAUUAGGAAGUAAAUGGAACCAAAUUCUUCUUACCUACAAAUUCCACCCUUCCAGAACCUCUGUAGAUCUCAGAGACAAAUACAAGAGUUUGAUAAAUGGUGAUUGA